GAGGCUUAUUACUUCCGUGUUUUAAUCGCUGUAUAGAUACAGUGACAAUAUUCCAGAGCAUCUUCAACGGUUUCUGCACCAUUUCCACACGCUUUCUGCGAAUAUUAUUCUCAAAUAUUUCUCGUGUGUUUCCGGACUUUCAAACACAAUGAUCUGGUUUCGAAUGCAGGGACACUCCCUGUUUCCUUACGAUUUCAUUCGUAGCUGUUCGAUAGGUCACUCUUAUCCACCUGAUGGUCAAGCACAUCUCACAGCUGUCGAACACUUUCGUUGUCCUACAGUAUACUAACUGUAACCGCACGUAGUAUAUUACAACUCUUUCACAACAACUCUCGAAUUACAAAGCUACCCCCGUAACCAUAGUAAAACCACACCCCUAAAUUAUACUAGCAUCGCUUUCAAGCUUUCUACCCGCGUCUUUCACUGCAGCCUUCGGGUAUGCUGUCUCGGAGGUCAUGCCAAGAGCGCCAGUGCUCGGGCGGCGUCGUUGACGAAGAAACGACUCGCUACGUCGGCCCAUCUCCGUGGCGCUUCGGCAGCGUCAUCUUCCUCGGCUUCUUCGUCAAGCUGUCGGGCAUCCUCUUCAUCCUGGUCGGCUUCAACUCGUCCGUACCGGCCCUGCGGCUCCUGGGAUUCGUCGUCAUCCCAAUCGGCAUCUUGGUCUUCAGUGGCGGCGUCCUCUGGGCCGCAAUGGAGAGUUGGCGCUACCGCGCCGCCCUCAUGGCCAUCCACGCUCUGGACCCGCUGGCUGCGUCCGGGGUGUUCCUCAACGGAACCUCGGUCAGUUCUGUGUCUGUGAACGUGCCGCCCAGGAGUGCCGUGCACUCGGCGCCCCCCGUGGACCCCGACGGCCCCAUGGCCGGCCUGGAACCCGUGCAGUUCAGCAAGUACCCCGUCGUACUCCCGGUGUACGCGGCACCGGCCCAGACGUCGGUCUCUUGACCCGGAAGAAACGCCCGCCGUACCGUGGUGGUGCCGCCGAACGCGGUGUGCGGACC
This is a messenger RNA of Dermacentor andersoni, 998 nucleotides long. RefSeq lists its product as uncharacterized. The record is from RefSeq and is a predicted model, not a curated record. NCBI's taxonomy places the organism in Eukaryota, Metazoa, Arthropoda, Arachnida, Ixodida, Ixodidae.